Morus notabilis is the source of this 747-nucleotide messenger RNA. RefSeq names its product universal stress protein A-like protein. NCBI's taxonomy places the organism in Eukaryota, Viridiplantae, Streptophyta, Magnoliopsida, Rosales, Moraceae. The coding region runs from base 65 to 574 and encodes 169 amino acids. The record is from RefSeq and is a predicted model, not a curated record. The transcript has 4 exons.
CAACAACAUUUUCCGGUUUGUUAGAACCUGAUUUCUUUUAGUGUUGUCAAUUUGCGGUGGGAAAAUGGAGAGAGAAAAAGAAAGAUCAAGGAAGAAGGUGAUGGUGGUUAUAGAUGAGAGUGAUUGCAGCUACAAAGCACUGAUUUGGGUGCUUGAAAAUCUCAAAGAAUCACUCAAACAGUCGCCUCUUUUCAUCUUUGCAACACAGCCGCUUAUCAACUCCAAUUUCGCUGUUUCGCCAUCUCUAGGCUUUAUUCGCUUGACCUGCACUCUGUCUUACACUGCAGUUUUGACAAACCAGGCUCAAGAAAGGAACAAGGAGGUUUCUAUGGGACUUCUGGACAAAGCCAAGAGUAUCUGCGCCAAUGGAGGGGUGAAUGUGAAAACAUUUACAGAAAUUGGGGAUCCUAAAGAGGUUAUCUGUAAUGCAGUUCAAGAACAUAACAUUGAUCUACUCGUUAUUGGUAACAAUUCCUAUGGAAUUCUCAAGAGGGCUCUGCUGGGGAGUAGUUUAGCCGAUUAUUGCUUGAGCAACGCGAAAUGCCCUGUUCUUGUUGUGAAGAAAUCAGAAUAGGUGGCGUGAGGCAGAUGUGCUUUACAAUGUACAUUAUAUAUUAUGUAUAGCUACGAAUGCUUGUUGAAACUGCAAGUCAUAUAUAUGAAUAAUGAAGCAACUUAAGUCUUGUUUGCACCAAAAAAGAAAAUUAAGUCAUGGAUUCUAAAUUAUAUAUAAAUAAUAAGUUGACG